AUGGCGUCGACUAAAAAAUCUAGCGGAAACAUUCACAAAAUCCGUGAGUUUGAGCUGGAUAAGGUGGUCCUCUCGGAUGAGUUCGAUAUUUUACAGAUAGUGGGCGAAGGAUGGUUCGGAAAAAUACUCCUCGUCGAGCAUCGGGCCACCGAUACGGAGAUGGUUUUGAAGCUCCUUCCGAAGCCAUUCGUAUCGCUGACGGACUUCUACAAGGAGUUUCAUUUUAGUCUCUUAUUGGGACAGCACAAGAAUAUCGUUACCACGUACGAUGUAGCCUUUGAAACGGCAGGGUUCUAUGUUUUCACCCAGGAAUAUGCACCGCUAGGAGACCUGACCUCAAAUGUCUCCGACAGUGGAAUUGGAGAACUGCACACAAAACGUGUAGCUCGGCAGCUGGCUUCUGCUAUUGAUUAUAUUCACCAAAAAGAACUCAUUCACAGGGAUAUCAAAUUAGACAACGUGUUAGUGUUUCGGUCGGAUUUCGCACGAAUAAAGCUAUGUGACUUCGGUGAAUCGCGCAAGCUAGGUGAAGAGGUACUGAGGCGCAACGAAUGGCUACCGUACAGUCCUCCAGAAGUGUUACUUGUCAAAACGGAUGACAAAUACAAGACUGAUACGGCCCACGAUGUGUGGCAGUUUGGCAUCGUUUGCUUUGUGUGUCUCACUGGAUGCCUACCCUGGCAGAAAGCAUCCGCAGAUGAUCCCCGUUUCAACCGGUACCAACAGUGGCACCAGGCAACGCUUACCUUUCCGAUGAAACGAUGCCCGAAGCUGUUCAAGCUGCUAUCCGCACGGGCGUGCAAGCUGUUCAAGAAGUUUCUCGACCCCCGCUCCGAACGGCGCCUGAAGACACUGAGCGAUCUGCAAAAGUACCUGGACGAUCGGUGGCUGGCCAAAUCUGCCGAGAAAGAGAUGGCCGAAAAUGAACCGGACGAGCUGUGUCCCUCGAUGUACUCCUUCCACAGCAGUGUCGAAGAGAAGAAUAAGCUGCUCGGUACGUUGGCCCAGUGUGGCAUCGAGACUACGGUUGACCGGGCAGCAAAGAAGAAUCGCAUCCGAGAUUGGAUUCAGUCGUCGGUGAUUGCUGAAGAGGAGGAGGAGGACGAUUCCGGAACCGCAACACCCACCUCAAACGUAUCGCGAACGGCCGUACCAGGCCACGUGUCGUCGGUAGCGGCUUUAGAGCGAGCGGAGAAAAAGAUCAACUCCACCGUCAAGGAAGCGUCACAGAAGCAUAUUGAUCCACGCACAGGAAACAUUCAAAUCGGUCCGAGCGAGAUGGGAUCGGUGAACGCGAAAGACGGCAAUAACAACAGCACGCCGAACAUCAAUGGACAUCCGGCAUCCUCGACCAACACCGGAAAGCAUAGUCUCCUCAGGGCCACGCAAGGGCUUGUGAAGGUGGCAUUUAACUCGGCGGCUGCUGUCACGGUGCCAGAAGUCACCCGAAACGGGUCGUUCGGCAAGCGCGGAACUGUGAAGGAUAGUGGGUACGGUAGUUCAAACGGUGGCACAAAGACCGCCACACCGAGCAGCAGGAAAAUCGCGCGAUCCCCAACACUACCGAAACGGUCCACCUUCAUUCGAUCGGAGAGCAAUCCCUACGAGGAACCGGAAUCGGCUGACGAUCGUGAUAGUCAGAGCUUGGAGUUCGACGAGCUGGAAACCGAUAGGGGAUCAAACGGCUUCCUUAAUACGCCAGUGGAAAAGCGAGUACAGGAGAAAAAACCAGAGAGUGCCUACGAUAAGAUCUUCUUCCGAAGAAAGUGAACCACGCUGCGGUUUUUAGCUGAUCGCGGGAGAUCGAGAAUCAGCAUACUUUAU
Anopheles coustani is the source of this 1824-nucleotide messenger RNA. RefSeq names its product serine/threonine-protein kinase meng-po. The transcript has 4 exons. Bases 1 to 1770 code for a protein of 589 amino acids. The record is from RefSeq and is a predicted model, not a curated record. Gene Ontology annotation, molecular function: protein serine/threonine kinase activity; ATP binding. Gene Ontology annotation, biological process: peptidyl-serine phosphorylation; peptidyl-threonine phosphorylation. NCBI's taxonomy places the organism in Eukaryota, Metazoa, Arthropoda, Insecta, Diptera, Culicidae.